Neogale vison (American mink) is the source of this 4286-nucleotide messenger RNA. It is a transcript of the gene CYREN, whose product is annotated as cell cycle regulator of NHEJ. Bases 3108 to 3767 code for a protein of 219 amino acids. Gene Ontology annotation, biological process: negative regulation of double-strand break repair via nonhomologous end joining; double-strand break repair via nonhomologous end joining. The transcript has 4 exons. Gene Ontology annotation, cellular component: nucleus; cytoplasm. Lineage: Eukaryota; Metazoa; Chordata; Mammalia; Carnivora; Mustelidae. The record is from RefSeq and is a predicted model, not a curated record.
AUGUUCCACCAGGAAGCUAGUCAGCUUCGGGCUGAGGCCCUGCGUGCCAGGUGUUGCCAGCUGUGGGGCUGAGCCGUGUGGAGGUUUGCUUGUUGCUUUGCCUUAGAGCUAGGUGUCCUGUCUCCCGCCGCCGCGCUAGGUAAGGUUUGUGCUCUUCCUCUUUCUUUGGGCUGCAGUCAGGGAGGUCAUAGUGUUCCUUUUCUUCCGUGCGUUGGUGGAGCUUCUCGAGAUGAGGUUAGGGUCUGAGGCCUCUGACUCCAGCUGCCCCGUCCACCUGGGUAGGUGUCCCUGUCCCUCUGCCACUGCGCCUCCGCUUGUUCUGUCUCCUUCACAUCUUUGAGGUGGACCGGAGCCAGCCGCCAGCGCCCUCUGCUGGUGGACGGUGAGAGCGCGGGAGCCUGCGGGCCAAGCUUGCUUUUCCAGGGAGGCUGGCAAGGGGUGGGUCUCCUGCUCCAAGGCUGACGGGGUGGCCUUGGUGCCCAGAUGCUCCGAAGAGCCAUUGUAGGGCCUCUUUGGGCUCCAGCCCAGUUCUGGUGGUGCAGGCGUAGGGGGGUACUCCAGUUACCUGCUUCUGGAAAAUCAUGAAGUUGGUACGAAGGCCUUGGCUCCCAUUCUGUUGGGAUUUGGAGUGAGAGUAGGGGUUUAUGUGGCUCAAUUAUGGGAGAACAACAGAGACUGAUAAGUAGUUACUUACACAUUUUUACGGAUUUCUACCUUGGUAACCCUCUCUUCAGAUGAAGAAAACCAAGACUUGUCCAUUUACAAUUGUCCCCGUCUUCUGCACUGAAACAGCAAAUAAUCUUUCCCACAGAUUCUGUAGGACAUUUAAGAAGCUGUCAUGUGUUUCAUUUGAAUGAGAGAAUUCACUGUUUAACCUCGAAGUUUUGUUUCAGUUUCUCUUUAUUACCCAUUCUCUUCUCAAUAUGGUCUCCACAGCUACCGGAAUGUCUUUAAGGAUUGCAAAGAAACAAAGAACACUUGAAAAGCUUUGUCUUCUCUCUUUUCCUUUAUGUUCUGGGCUGGACAUCCACCUCCCUUUUGUUUUGGCUUUCGCUUGAGAUUCUGUGGGGUUCCACAACACACUGCCUGAAAACACAAAACAAAACCACAACACUGACUAAAAACAAAACAGAAAAAACCCAAAUCCCAUUCACCUCUGACCUUUUGAAAUUAACAAAUACAAGUGGCCAAACCUGCCCCCUCCUGGCCCGUUUCUCUCCAGCCUUCACUCCAUCCUGAGUGCUGGUCAGGCCAUAUUCAUCCUGGCGUUUCUCCCUGGGCCACCCAGACCCUCCAGGAUGAGCUCUCAUCCUGCGGUCAGUCACAUCAAGACUUGAAUUUCCUUCUCCUUCACAAGAGCUGCUCGGCACCUGCCCAGAACCCCAGCAAGACUCCUUCCAUUCUUUUGGGCAAGGGCAGGUUAUGGGGAAGCUGUCAAGCCAGUGCAGCUCAGGACCACCCCCCUCCCCAGCCUGCAUACCUCCUGGCUCUAGCCUGGGCUGCUUGAGAGCCGCUGCCUUGCUGUCCGAGCUCUCUGCUCUGUGCUUACUGCCUCUGCCAGGCCUGGGAACAUGGCUUUCAAAGCACUCUUUAGUCGUUGACUUCAGCCUGUCCGGAUCCCACAGCUCCGGUUUUCUAUUCCCACUUGGACUUCUCUCCCUUCAAACAGAAAGCUGCUCGUGCAGAAGCAAAGGUUUCCUGUUCCUCAGACCUCAUAUUUCAGCCGGUGAUGGGAACAGAUUUUAGGGAGACAAAUACGGAGGGAGCGAUUUCACUAAGAAUAAGUAUUUUCUGUUCCUUUAUUCACAAAACCAAACAGUGCUUCACCAGUUAGAACUGGGUUUGCCUGGCUCACAACUUGAGAGCAGAGGAACCUGGAGGUCAGCAGUUCUAAUACUUUUCGCAGAACCAGAGAAGCAGGGCCUGCCCCCCACUCCCACCCGGUGUUGCCCUCCGGAAAAGACUGUAGGCAGAGUUCAGGUUCAGCCUGCAGCUAGAUGACCCUAGUGCACAAUGGGUUGGUUUUGUGACUUGAAACCAUGGAUUUAUCUCCUUAAGCCGUGAUUGAGUGAAACAUUCCCGGCCCAGCAGGUGAAAGCGCUUUAGAAACCCCAAGUGCCACACAACUGGAAGAGAGCUUCAGGGACCUGACUCCCCAAGCUUGGGCUGGAGCUCCCCUCUUGUGCACCUCUCGUGUAUGGAGGGUCAUUACCAUUAGCAGAUUUGUUAUAAAUCACAGUUCAAAGGGCUGUCUUGAUAAUGGCACAUUUUGGGGUCAGACGGUCAAUUCUGAUCAUCCUUUUACCUUGAAGUGCGGCAAAAGAAGGUUCACCUGUGACUGCUUGUGCUUGUGCUUGUCAUGUCUGUGACCUGGAGGUUUCUUUGCUGUAAGCUGAGUUUGAUUUUAACUAAAACUAGAUGCUAGCUCCACGUGUCCACGUUAGUGCUUGGCACCAGGCUGAACACAGACCACCGAGGACACCUGGGAAGCUUUGUGGAGCUCUUGCAGAGGGAGCACCUGGCCACCGAUCUGAAUGUUGAGUAUUAGUGACACCUACUUCCUUUAAGAUGACAUAUGAACAGGCUUUUUUUUCUUGCACCCAAGGGGCUCACCUUGUCCCCCUCCCCCUGGGAUGUGGACCCCCCCCCCAGGGAGAGUUGACCUUGAUCCCUGUGGGAAUCCUGAGCUUUAAAAAAGGCAGACCCUCCUCCCCCAUCCUAAUUUCUCUCUUGGGGGGGCCAGGAAUUGACACCCUAAUAAAGACUGCCUAGCAGACCUCCAGUGGAGCCGUGUUUGGGGACCAUUAAAGAAAAAAAUAUUAAAUAGAAAAUCAUUCAUGACUCUUGUUAAAAACAUCAAGGCAGACUUUAUUCAAGGGCGGAUACUACAGUGGGGUUUUGUAGUAGGGGAGAGCCAUCAGUCGAUACAGCCAGGAGAAGGGACUUGGUAGCUAAGGAGCAGGGUGGGGUCAGUGGGUGGAAAGUUGCUAAGAGGAAACACAGGGAGUAAGGAGGGUGGAGGGAGGAGGGCUCUGGCUAAACUCAGCGCUAGGAUUCUUGCUGAAGGCAAUCUCAGUGAUCAGACAUCACCCGGAAGAUGGUGAAAGAUGAGGAGGCCGCCCAAAUGUGAAGGCAGUCAGGAUUGGGGCUGGGGGGUCCUGGCUAAAAUGGCUUGGAAUUGCAGUGUGACACACAGACCUGUAAUUCCUGGUGUGAUGAGAGUGGAGUUUGCUGUCCUGAAUUCAAAACGCAAGUCAUUAAGCCUGGGCUCUGACUCAUCUUCAGGAGAGAAAAGAGAGAUGGGAGACUUAAAAUCUUGGGAUAAAAAGAGGGUCCUUCCCACAUGGAUGACAGCCCAGGAGGCCGAGAAGAGAAAGGUGGCAGUGAAGACCCCCAAGGGGAGGAGGCCGGCAGCUCAGGGGGCUGCCACAGCAAGACUUGCCACAGCGAGGACCGUGUACUGCAUGAAUGAAGCUGAAAUGGUAGACGUCGCCCUGGGGAUCCUGGUUGAGGCCCGGAAACAGGAAAAGCCCUUGGAGUCUCCAACACUGGUGGGCGCUGAUAAGCCAGAGCUGUCCCCAAUCCGCUCAGCAUCGUCACCAGGAUCUAUUGGGAGUAGAAGUGAGGAUGAGGACAUUGGGAAAGACGCCCGUCCUCCAGGCCUUAGCCCUCCUCAGGGGCCCCCAGGGUCUGACUCUGCGUGCAGCGGGAGCCCUGAGGACGAUGAGGACAUGUUAAAAUAUGUCAGGGAAAUAUUUUUCAGCUAAGGGACAAAAGUCCCCAAGACUUUUACACAGGCCGCUGGAGGAAGCUGGCCUCCCCUCCCGGCCUGGGACCUGCCCAAGGAUGCCGACGCCGCCCAGCCCUCCCCUCCCUGGGCUGGCAGAUGCACCGCGGAGGGGAAGCCCAGGAGGCUCUGGGCCUUGGGACCUGUCAUGCUGAGUGUGUGGAAAUGAGGAGCCAAGAUGAGCUUCUGUUAGAAUUUCUCUCUGCACUGAGCCUCCUCUGCUCGGAGGGUCUGACUUUAUUCACUUCCCAGGUUCAGGGAAAGGUGGACAUGGGGGUCACACUUAUUGGAACCAAAGAGUCAACUUAGUAACUUUGAAAGAAGAAAGAGUACGGCUGCAAAGUUCACUGGAAGCCUGACUGUUUCGUCAGGGUGAUCUCUCCCUGCAGAGGAAGCUUGUUCUAAACCAAGUUCCCCUCAACUGUGCAGCCCGGGAGGCAGGUGUCCUGCCCGCGGUGCCCUGCUCUGCCUGGGCUCUGCCCCCCCCCCCCCCGCUCUC